Molecule: messenger RNA, 2018 nt
Organism: Hydractinia symbiolongicarpus
Lineage: Eukaryota; Metazoa; Cnidaria; Hydrozoa; Anthoathecata; Hydractiniidae
Product: heat shock 70 kDa protein 12B-like
Exons: 4
Coding region: 455-1876 (473 amino acids)
Molecular function (GO): ATP-dependent protein folding chaperone; ATP binding
Source: RefSeq, a predicted model, not a curated record
GGCUAUUUCAGACUUACAAAACAUUGUAACAUGGACUAUUGAAAAGAGAAGGAAUAAUAAUUGAAUUUAAACUUAUGAGCAAGUCGGUGGGACAGUUUGAUGUAAUGCGAUUUUCUCCUAACCAAGAACAACACUUUACUCAGCUGAUGGCUGUGUUAAUAAAAGCGAUAACAUUACUUUUUGCUUGAACGCUUUUACGUUUACAUUAAAAAAACAAAACAAGAUAAUUCUUGGUAAAACUUAUAUAUCUCUUGUACCAAAUGUAAAAAACGUGUAUAAAUACAAAGAAAUUCCCAAGAAACUUUCAAGAUAAUUCUAAGAAAAAUUUUUAGUAGUCAUUGAUAAUAUAAAACUAAACAUUUCUUGUUGCAAAUUCCAGCCAAAAAAAACAUCCUUACAAAAUCUUGUUUGGGAGAUAUCACUUGUAGCUACACCGUACAGAAUAUCGCGAGAAAUGUUUCUAAGAUCUGAAGAUGGAAAACUAAUGACAGCUCUUCAAGUCUUCAGUGAAGCAAUACGUUUUUUUAAAGAACACUGUUUAAACGCUAUCAACAAUAGAAGUCCUAAUAACAUGAUGGAGGUAGAUCGAGUGAAAUGGGUACUUACUGUUCCAGCCAUAUGGUCUCAUGCGGCGAAACAAUUUAUGAGGGAAGCAGGAGAAAAGGCUGGCAUCCCCAAAGCAAAUUUAUCAAUUGCUUUGGAACCAGAAUGUGCGUCCAUCUAUUGUCAACACAAAGACGUUGCUGAAUUUCAGAUAGCACUAAAAAAUAAACCUGGAACAAAAUACCUUGUGCUUGAUAAUGGAGGAGGAACUGUGGACGCAAGUUUUCAUCAAAUAUUGGAGAAUGGUCAGCUAAGAUCAUUGCAUAUGCCAUCCGGUGGUGCUUGGGGUGGCUCCAAUGUUAACGAAGAGUUUGAGAAAUACUUGGAAAAGGUUUUUACGCCAAAAGUAAUUCAAAAGUUAAAAAACCUACAUCCUGAUCAUUGGUUGAAAAUGAGAAGAGAAUUUGAAGAAAUCAAAAUAAGUUUAGAUGAAUGCAUUCAAGAAUUCUACAGUAUGUACCUCACGAAUGCUGUCAUAAAAAUAUACAAGGAAGAAACACACCAAGAUAUUGGCCAAGGUUGUUCUGAUCUUAAUAAUAGUAAAGGGGCGUUUAUACAGGGCGGAGAGACUUUGAAAAUUCCAAGAAAGGUCGUUACUGAUUUGAUCAAAGAAAUGUCUUCAAAAAUCAAACGCCACACGGAGAAGUUGCUAGAGAAAGCAGAACUUCGCGACUUAGACUUCGUGAACAUGGUCGGUGGUUUUUCAAAUUCAAGCAUAGUGCGCGAGGAUGUGCAAUCGUUGAUUUCUGAUAUUCAUUGGCCUGAAAAUUCAGAAUUAGCAGUGCUCAAAGGCGCUGUCAUGACUGGAUGGAAUAUCAAUUUAAUAAGCAGUCGAAGAAGCUUAAAGACGUACGGAAUAGAAAUCAACGAAGAUUUUAUUGAAGGAAGUCAUCCAGAAAGGUUGAAAUAUGUAAACGAAGAUGGUAAAAUUAAGUGUAAUAACGUUUUUCACACAGUUGUGACAAUAAACGAAGAAGUAGAAGUUGGGCAAGUUGGAAUGAUCUCAAAAACAUAUUGCCCUUCUUUCAGCACGCAAAGCGAGGUAUCAUUUCCGAUUUACGCCAGUUCAAACAGAACUGUUCGCUACUGUGAUGAAGGAGGUUGCAAAAAAGUUGGAGAGAUAAUUGUCCAGACACCAAACGUAGAAAAGGGCUUAAAUCGAGUACUAAAGGUUGAUAUCGUAUUUGGAAAUACCGAAUUCUUUGUUGAUGUUCUUGAUAUUAGUAGCGGCAACAGACGACACGCUACUUUUGACUUUUUGAGCACGCAAUAAACACGAAAAGAUGUAAAGCAAAUGAGCACUGUAAUGACGUUGCAAUGAAAAUUACAUUUAAAUUGAAUAUUAAUUAAUUAUAUGUAAAGCAAAACAAUAUUAAUAAAAUGGCAGGAUAAAAUACAUUUUAAAUGAAAUAAAA